This is a messenger RNA of Chaetura pelagica (chimney swift), 1377 nucleotides long. It is a transcript of the gene DENND2D, whose product is annotated as DENN/MADD domain containing 2D. The annotation marks the transcript as partial. Gene Ontology annotation, cellular component: nucleoplasm; cytosol. The transcript is spliced from 13 exons. Lineage: Eukaryota; Metazoa; Chordata; Aves; Apodiformes; Apodidae. The record is from RefSeq and is a predicted model, not a curated record.
AUGGGGAGGGAGAAGCUGCUCCCACAGGGUCAUCCCACCAGCCAGGGUGAGGAUGGGGUGUCUCAGCCCCCUGACUUCAGGGGGAAACCAGGUGAGAGAAGCUCCCUCUUCUAUUCUGCUGGACAGUUCUUCUUCGAGUACCUGGUGGUGGUGUCACUGAAGAAGAUGUCAGAUGGACAUUAUGAACCCAAGAUAACCUACCAGUUCCCAAAGCGUGAGAACCUGCUGAAGGGCCAGAAGGAGGAGGAGGAACGUCUCCUGAAGGCCAUCCCCCUCUUCUGCUUCCCCGACGGCAACAACCGGGUCCCUGUCACGGAGUUCACCAGUGAAACCUUUUCUUUUGUCCUGACCAACGUGGAUGGCAGCAGGAAGAUUGGCUACUGCAGGAGGCUGCUGCCCUCCGGCCGCGGUGUCCGCCUCCCUGAGGUCUUCUGCAUCAUCAGCUGCCUGGGCUGCUUCGGGCUCUUCUCCAAGAUCCUGGACGAGGUGGAGAAGAGGCGCCAGAUCUCCAUGGCAGUGAUUUACCCCUUCAUGCAGGGCCUGCGGGAAUCGCCCUUCCCAGCUCCAGGGAAAACUGUCACCAUUAAAAGCUUCAUCCCUGAGUCAGGCACAGAGCUCAUCGAGCUGACACGGCCUGUGGAUGCCCACCUGGAGCACGUGGAGUUCCAGGCCCUGCUCCAGAGGCUCAGCCCCCACCUCAUCCUGCACAUCUUCGCCUCCGCCGUCCUGGAGCGCCGGCUCAUCUUCCUGGCAGAGGAGCUGAGUGUCCUGUCCCAGUGCAUCCACGCCGUGGCCGCUCUGCUCUACCCCUUCACCUGGGCUCACACCUACAUCCCUGUGGUACCUGAGUGCCUGCUGGACACUGUCUGCUGCCCCACACCUUUCAUGGUGGGCAUCCAGAUGAGGCACCUGGAGCGGGUCCUGGAGCAGCCGAUGGAGGAGGCUCUCAUAGUUGACCUCUGCGAAGGGAAGAUCAUCCGGGCGGUUGGGGAUGAGGAGGAGAUCCUGCCCAUCAAGCUGCAGAACGAGGUGUUGACAUCUCUGAGCAGGCACAACAACAACAACAACAUGCACACACCUGAGCAGGUGAAUGCUCUGGUCUCUGAGACCUUCGUGCAGUUCUUUGUCCGGGUGGUUGGUCAUUAUGCCUCAUACAUCAAGUGGAGUAAAAAUGGUUCUGGAGCCUUCCAGGAACGACCCUUCUGCAAAGCCAUCACCUCCAAGACCUGCCGCAGGUUUCUGAAGAAGUUUGUGAAGACCCACAUGUUUUCCCUGUUUAUUGAGGAGGCAGAAAAGAGCAGGAUCCCACAGGAAGCCUAUUUCCAGAGGAAAAUAACAGAGUACCAAGAACAGAAGCAGCACCGAAGGGCUAGAGAG